Molecule: messenger RNA, 1716 nt
Organism: Lottia gigantea (owl limpet)
Lineage: Eukaryota; Metazoa; Mollusca; Gastropoda; Lottiidae
Exons: 3
Coding region: 1-1716 (571 amino acids)
Biological process (GO): signal transduction
Molecular function (GO): protein binding
Source: RefSeq, a predicted model, not a curated record
AUGCCACUAAAAUACCAAUUUCGCUACAGCGUCGGGUUGCCCGAGUUACGGGUUCCUUCGAGUCACCCCGAGCCUAAAAGAACGCCAACACCUCACAUAUUCUUCCGAGAAAUUAAACUGAACGUUCCGACAUCCCUGGAAUCCGAACGACGUAAAGCCAUGAUGCUGAUACAUGCGUCUGAAAAAGACAUUCGAAAUUUUAACGAAAAACAUUUCCGAUUUGCUAGAAAUACCUUCAAUAUGCAGACAGAAGAUUUGAUUCGUUUUGUUCAUCAGAAGACAGGGAGGCAGACGAGAGCCGAGAGCUGUCGGGAUUUUAGCGCUUUUUUAAAUAGGUGUCGAACUUCAUUAAAAGUAGCCCAUAAAGACGAGCUAAAAAAGAUGGACGCCAUUCUUAACAGAAGUGUGUCGUUUGAAGAAAUGUUAGAAAAAUGUAGAGACUAUUUAUAUAAAGCUCUGAACGACCACGUAGACAAGUAUUGCCUCAGUUUCGCUUCCGAGGCUCAAGGGAAGGAAAUCCCGUGUGUUUUAGAAUAUGAAAAUAAUAUCGUUGCCUGGAGACGGAAAAUUAACGAAGGAUUUGAAAAACUGGAGGAAAUACAGGAUCAAUUGAAAACACAUAAAGGUGACAGUUUUGAGGAUUAUAAAAAAAAUUAUGACAAUAUUUUGUAUGGCAUGAAGGUCGUGUUGUCCAUUUUCCCGCGCAUUUCUGCUCCAUUGAAAGACUGGAUAACCGCAGAUGAAGCCUAUUCCAGAAAACUUCAAGACGCAGCUAACAAUCUUAUAAAACGUAAACUCGAAAAUACAAAAGAGGCGCGAAAAACUCAGCUUCGUGCUGGCGACGCCGUUCAUCAAAUGCGACAGAAAACGUAUAACUCAAAAAAUGUUCGCAAGAAACUAAGUCAUGUCGUAGAGGAAAAGAAAUAUUUAAGGAAACGGGAGUUGGGGUUGAUGGAGAAACAAAGUAACAUGGAAAAAUCUUAUAAAGAGAAGAAAGGUCGAGAGGAAAGUUUGUAUGAAGAUUUAUAUUUCGAGCGCUCGUAUUCACCAACUCAAGCAAAACAAUUACUCGCCGACAUUAACAAGGUUCAAGAGGAGAUGCUCAAACUGGACAAAAAACUGGAUUUUUUGAAAGACAAUCUAGGUAAAGUUCGGACUGAGAGAAAGGCUGCACAGAAGGAGAUUUACAGACUCCAGAAUAUUUACGAGCGGAGCGUAAAGAACGAGGAGUAUUUAAGCCAGAAUGUCGAUAGAAGAGAAAGGGAUGCCGAGAAAAAUGAGGAAAAUAUUCGAGAUCUGAAAUCUAAAAUUGAUAGUAUCACGAGAAUUCGAGCCAUUAAACUCCACCCUGAUACAUUGAAGAGACUCUACGACGACGGAUAUUCUCCGGGUCGCAGAUUUGACCUCACCGAUGGUUUUACCGAGGCUUGUAAGAUUACAGCUAAAGGUAUAGGACAUAAAUGGCCGGUCCUGUAUGCACGGUUACCAUUCCGACCGACUAGAGAUGCGGCUUUAAUUAAACAAGACAUAGAAGCGUUUGAUAUCAGUGGUCAGAAGAGAGACCAAACAACACGUGAUGUAGCUUUUAAAAGUUUGGCCAAGUGGAAGAGAUUGAGUAGUGAAGCUUCCACCAACCACUUAGUAGAAACUCUUCGAGAUAUCGACAUGAGCAGGCUGGCCAGGAAAAUAGAAAAACGCAUCGCUUCUUUACGAUAG